Molecule: messenger RNA, 501 nt
Organism: Condylostylus longicornis
Lineage: Eukaryota; Metazoa; Arthropoda; Insecta; Diptera; Dolichopodidae
Exons: 2
Coding region: 1-501 (166 amino acids)
Source: RefSeq, a predicted model, not a curated record
AUGGAAAAUGUUGAUAACAGAAGAGUAGUGUAUAUUGCUGAUUCAUGGGAAAGCAAAAGAAGACACUUAGGACUCAGAGCUCUAAUAGCAAGACCUAAUUUUUAUAGAGUUUCAAUUUUUAAAUCUAAUCCAGCAGCAAGGAAAAAGAAAAUUAUAAAAAUUCGUAGUACAAAAGGAGUGCAAUUUCAUUUUAUACAACACAGGUCUCCCUAUUUCGAAGUACUCUGGGAUACAGCACUCAAAUCAGCAAAUUUGCUACAGCAUACUUUGACGUCCUUAUUAUUGACAUCCGAAGAAUUAAGCACAUUCGUUGCGGAGGAUGAAGCGAUUUUUAACUCCAGACCGUUGACGCCUUUGUCAUCAAGUCCAAGCGACUAUGCAGCCUUAAAUCCAUGGAAUUUUUUGGUUGAAGAAUCGUCGUUGUCAGUACUAAGUCCACAAAAUCUUCAAAAAAAAGUGACUCAGUUGUCAAGAUUAAAAUUAGUUACCAAUGCUCUGUAA